This is a messenger RNA of Iphiclides podalirius (scarce swallowtail), 240 nucleotides long. NCBI's taxonomy places the organism in Eukaryota, Metazoa, Arthropoda, Insecta, Lepidoptera, Papilionidae. The record is from the annotation of a GenBank genome assembly.
AUGCCGCGGCCCCGUGUGUGCACUGUACACACCGUACAAAGGACGACAUCCCACGGGGCAAUGGAACCGCUCGCUCGGCAAAUAGAAACCCCGCGACUUAUCGACGUCGCUCCGACGUUUAGUGGCGGGCGGCGUACGCGGCGGCUUUGGGAUACGCGUGCUACGCCGCCGGGCGACGCGUGGCGCGCUAACGGUGUCCAUGAGCACGGGAACGUCGUGGAUUUCCCGUUCUCGGCAAUG